Phoenix dactylifera (date palm) is the source of this 2062-nucleotide messenger RNA. RefSeq names its product ATP-binding protein. Lineage: Eukaryota; Viridiplantae; Streptophyta; Magnoliopsida; Arecales; Arecaceae. The record is from RefSeq and is a predicted model, not a curated record.
CCAAGUUCAAACCUAACGGCCCCGCUCCAUCCCAACGUCUCUUCCCUCCUCCCCCUUCCUCUUUGACUGGUAGCUAGGGUUUACUCUUCCCCGAAUUCUAAGGUUUUCUCCUCCCCCGUGUAAAUGGCGACCCAAAACCCUAGAUAUAUCUCGGUUGGAUUCUUGAUGACAUGGAAGGUCCGUCCGAUGAUCGAGACCCCGAGCUUUCCUCGAUCGAGAACCCUAUUCUUCCCAAUGGCGACGCUCGCCCGGGCGAUGCCCUCCUGUCCGAGCUCGAAUCCCUUCGAAAUUCGUACAAUGAGCUCCAGCCUAGAUGCAUGGCCUUGGAGGAAACGCAAGCAGAUCUCCGUGCCCGUAACUUUGAUCUCUCUCAGGCUCUGGAGGAGGUAUCGGGGGAGAGGGACUCGUUCCGAAUCAAGCUCCUCGAGGCGGAGGACUCGGCAAAGGAGCAGGAGGAGGCGAAUUUGAGGGAAAGAUUGGAACUUGGUUGCGCAAUUGAGGUGUCUAGGGCUAGGGUUUCCGAGUUGCUUGAGGAAAGGAGCAAGAGAGAUGGAGCCUUGUCUGGAAUUCUUGAUUCUAUCCUGAUGGCAAAAGAGUGCUUGAAGAGGAUUGGUGAGAGGAUAUGCGAGAAGAAAUUGGAGGAAAGUCCGGAGGAGAAAUCCAAUUUGGAGGAUGCACUGGAGGUUUCAAUGUUGGAAACCAAGUCGAUGCUUAAGCUUGGAACGACAGUGGAGUCUAAGUUUUUGGAAUAUGAAGAGAAAAUAAGAAAGGAGAAGAAGGACUUGGGGAACAGCAUUGUGAGUUUGACAGAGGAGAAUAGGGAUAUCGGCAACCUGCUGAGGAUAGCUUUAAUGGAGAAGGAGGCAGUGGAAAAGAGCCUUAAUAAGCUGAGGGGAAGUGCAGAACAGAAGAAGGGUGUAAUCCUGCAGAUAGCUGAGAAGGGACUGCAGAAAGUUGGGUUUGGGUUCAUGAUGGGGGGGACAGGCGGGGACUCGCAAACAGAUCAGAUAACUAGUUCUAAUGCAAGCAUGAAAUCUGAUGGUAGUGAAUGUGAUGAAGAGGUCAUCAGUCUGAUUUGUUGCUUCUGGAUUUUUUCUGAUCAGACGUCAACCGUGGAAACUAUAAUGAAGAAUCUACGGCGUGAGAUAACUGAAUUAAGACGAACUUUGGAUGAGUCCAGGUCAGAUAACGAGCAUUUGCAGACUCUUGUUGAUAAACAAGCUCAGAACUUAACAGAGAGUCAACUAUACAUUAAAGAUCUGGAAGAAAGAGUGAAUAUGCUGGCACACAGUGUUGAAGAGCUCAUGACAGAGAUAAAAGAAGCAGGGGAAGAGGUUGCAAGAUGGAGGGAGGCAUGUGAAUUGGAGGUAGAAGCUGGAAAAGCUGCAAUUGAAGAACGUGAGAAGGAGGUUCAUUUGCUCAGGGAAGAGCUCGAGAGGACAAAGGCAGAGUUGAAUGCUGCAAAUAACAAGCUGAAGCUGAAGGAAAAGCUAGCAGCCACUGCAAUGGCUGCUCAGGCUGCUGCAGAAGUCACCCUCAGGCUGGCAGACAGCAGAUCUGCUGGUUUCAGGGAACGAAUUGAGGAGUUGACAAGACAGUUAGAGGAAGAAGCUGAUCGUGGCAGAAGGGAGAGAAGUGGUAGCCGCAGGAGAGUGAGGCAUAUCUGCUGGCCAUGGCCGGCCUUCAGAGUAGCACCUUCUGCUCGUGCUGCUUCCCAAGGCAGGGUAAGGAGCAGGAGAAUGCUGCCUGAAAUGGAGGCUUUGUUGCAUUUCAGAAUUUAGGAAUUCUGUGCAAUCAAGCUUUUAUGUCUUUCUCGGAGAUUCCUGCUACAAGCAAUACAUAGGCUUGGCAGGAAUUUGAAUCCUAAGUCAUUAAUUUAUAUUUUACGCUGUGCUGUUCAUCGUGUGGUGUCUGUUGUAAGUACGGGUUCUGUGGCUAUGCUAGACCGAGGUGCCUACAAUAUUUUGGUUAUUAGUCGAAGAAAUUUUACCACAUAUACAGGAUCAGUUUGUCUAAAAGGUUGUAUACCGGACUUUGAAUGCAAGCUGACCAAGUUCAUACA